Molecule: messenger RNA, 577 nt
Organism: Condylura cristata (star-nosed mole)
Lineage: Eukaryota; Metazoa; Chordata; Mammalia; Eulipotyphla; Talpidae
Product: keratin-associated protein 6-3-like
Exons: 1
Coding region: 1-423 (140 amino acids)
Biological process (GO): keratinization
Source: RefSeq, a predicted model, not a curated record
AUGGCAUUGACGUAUGUGGUGGGCCACACCUGUCCACAGGUGUAUAAAAAACCCUCCUCAGAGGCACUGUCCUCACUGAAGUCACCUACUCUCUUUCUCUACCCAACGACAAUCUCAACCACCAGCAUCAUGUGUGGCAGCUACUACGGAAACUACUAUGGAGGCCUAGGCUGUGGCUACAGAGGCUUUGGCUAUGGCUACAGUGGCCUGGGCUGUGGCUACAGAGGCCUGGGCUAUGGCUACGGUGGCCUGGGCUGUGGCUACGGUGGCCUGGGCUGUGGCUACGGUGGCCUGGGCUGUGGCUACGGUGGCCUGGGCUGUGGCUAUGGCUCCUGCUAUGGCUGCGGCUUCCGUAGACUGGGCUGUGGCUAUGGCUACGGAUCUGGGUAUGGCUGUGGCUCCGGCUAUGGCUACUACUAUUAAAGAGUCUCAUCUUCUCCACCUGGACAUUAGGAUUCACCCAUUCCAUAUCCCACAAUCUCUAAGCCUUCUGGUCGGGUGAUGAUUAUCUACCACCACAGGUUUCGAUCUUAAAUUUUCUGAAGAAUCAUCUUCUGAAGUCAUCAAGAUACGACCU